Morus notabilis is the source of this 530-nucleotide messenger RNA. RefSeq names its product glucomannan 4-beta-mannosyltransferase 9-like. The record is from RefSeq and is a predicted model, not a curated record. The transcript is spliced from 3 exons. Gene Ontology annotation, cellular component: Golgi apparatus. The annotation marks the transcript as partial. Lineage: Eukaryota; Viridiplantae; Streptophyta; Magnoliopsida; Rosales; Moraceae. Gene Ontology annotation, molecular function: mannan synthase activity.
CAGGUGAAGAAUGAAUUGCCUAGUACUUUGAAGGCGUACCGAUACCAACAACACCGUUGGUCCUGUGGUCCAGCCAAUCUUUUCAGGAAAAUGGUUAUGGAGAUUGCAAGGAACAAGAAAGUGACAUUGUGGAAGAAAGUGCAUGUGAUUUACAGCUUCUUCUUCGUAAGGAAGAUUGUGGCGCAUAUCAUUACGUUUGUCUUUUACUGUGUCGUUUUGCCAGCAACUGUUUUGGUCCCUGAAGUUCAUGUUCCGAAAUGGGGAGCUGUCUACAUUCCUUCUAUCAUCACCCUUCUCAAUGCAGUCGGGACUCCAAGGUCACUCCAUUUACUAGUUUUCUGGAUCCUUUUCGAGAAUGUCAUGUCGUUACACCGCACAAAAGCCACGAUCAUCGGCCUACUAGAGGCCAGCCGGGUGAAUGAAUGGGUUGUCACUGAGAAACUAGGAGAUGCCCUCAAGGGAAAAGCAGCAAAAGCGCCCAAAAAACCGCGAUUCAAGAUCGGAGAAAGGUAGACACACAUGUUACAUUU